This is a messenger RNA of Galeopterus variegatus (Sunda flying lemur), 2211 nucleotides long. Its product is annotated as ryanodine receptor 3-like. The annotation marks the transcript as partial. Gene Ontology annotation, cellular component: sarcoplasmic reticulum membrane; Z disc; smooth endoplasmic reticulum. Gene Ontology annotation, biological process: calcium ion transmembrane transport. The record is from RefSeq and is a predicted model, not a curated record. Gene Ontology annotation, molecular function: ryanodine-sensitive calcium-release channel activity; protein binding. NCBI's taxonomy places the organism in Eukaryota, Metazoa, Chordata, Mammalia, Dermoptera, Cynocephalidae. The transcript has 19 exons.
UAUAUUCCUCCAGAUCUCUGCGUCUGCAAUUUUGUGCUGGAACAAUCCCUCUCUGUCAGAGCCCUGCAGGAAAUGCUUGCCACGACGGGUGAAAAUGGCAGCCAAGGGAAGUUUCAAAGGAAGGCGGCACAAGGGGGUGGCCACAGGACGCUGCUGUACGGCCACGCGAUUCUCCUGAGGCACUCCUUCAGCGGAAUGUAUCUAACGUGUUUGACUACAUCAAGAUCCCAGACAGAUAAACUUGCCUUUGAUGUAGGUCUACGUGAACAUGCCACAGGAGAAGCCUGUUGGUGGACUAUCCAUCCCGCUUCCAAACAGAGGUCCGAGGGAGAGAAGGUUCGAAUUGGUGAUGACCUCAUCCUCGUCAGCGUGUCCUCUGAAAGAUACCUUCAUCUCUCAAUAUCCAAUGGUAACAUACAAGUGGAUGCCUCCUUUAUGCAGACACUCUGGAAUGUACAUCCUACGUGCUCAGGAAGUAGCAUUGAAGAAGGAUACCUACUUGGUGGGCAUGUAGUACGUCUGUUCCAUGGUCAUGAUGAGUGUUUGACGAUACCAUCCACAGACCAGAAUGAUCCCCAGCACAGGAGGAUAUUCUAUGAAGCUGGGGGAGCUGGGACAAGAGCCAGGUCUCUGUGGAGAGUGGAACCCCUUCGGAUAAGCUGGAGUGGCAGUAACAUCAGAUGGGGCCAGGCUUUCCGACUCCGGCAUCUAACCACAGGUCACUACCUGGCCUUAACAGAGGACCAAGGCCUUAUACUGCAAGACCGGGGAAAAUCAGACACCAAGUCCACAGCCUUCUCUUUCCGGGCAUCAAAGGAGAAGUUGGAUUCCAGUCAUAAGCGAGAUAUAGAAGGCAUGGGAGUUCCAGAAAUCAAGUAUGGAGAUUCCAUCUGCUUUGUCCAGCAUAUAGCCAGUGGUCUGUGGGUGACAUACAAAGCACAAGAUGCCAAAACAUCCCGCCUGGUACCUCUGAAAAGAAAGGUCAUACUCCAUCAGGAAGGCCACAUGGAUGAUGGAUUAACACUGCAGAGAUGCCAGCGUGAGGAGUCCCAGGCUGCUCGGAUCAUCCGGAACACAACAGCCUUAUUCAGCCAGUUUGUCAGAGGGGUGGAUGCAGGGGCAGACAGGAAGAAGAUGGAGACCAUUGCCCUGCCAAUAGAAGAGGUCUUGCAGACCCUACAGGACUUGAUCGCCUACUUCCAGCCCCCAGAGGAGGAGCUGCGCCAUGAAGACAAACAGAACAAGCUCCGCUCGCUCAAGAACAGACAGAAUCUUUUCAAGGAAGAGGGAAUGUUGGCCCUUGUGUUAAAUUGCAUUGAUCGUUUGAAUAUCUACAACAGUGUAGCACACUUUGCAGGGAUUGCAAGGGAAGAGAGUGGUCCAGCCUGGAAAGAAAUUCUGAACCUCCUAUACAAAUUGCUGGCUGCUCUCAUUCGUGGAAACAGAAACAAUUGCGCUCAGUUCUCCAAUAACCUUGACUGGCUAAUCAGUAAAUUGGACAGACUAGAAUCUUCCUCAGGUAUCUUGGAAGUUUUGCACUGCAUCUUGAUUGAAAGCCCAGAAGCCUUAAAUCUAAUAGUAGAGGGCCACAUUAAGUCCAUCAUCUCCCUGUUGGAUAAACACGGACGGAAUCACAAGGUUCUGGAUAUCCUGUGCUCCCUGUGUCUGUGCAAUGGGGUUGCAGUGAGAGCCAACCAGAACCUGAUCUGUGACAACCUGCUGCCCCAGAGAAACCUGCUCCUGCAGACACGACUGAUUAACGAUGUGACUAGUGUCCGGCCAAACAUCUUCCUGGGAGUCGCUGAGGGCUCAGCGCAGUAUAAGAAGUGGUACUUCGAGCUCAUUAUCGACCAGGUGGACCCCUUCCUAACAGCGGAGCCCACACACCUGCGGGUGGGCUGGGCCUCCUCCUCAGGCUAUGCCCCGUACCCAGGAGGUGGAGAAGGAUGGGGAGGUAAUGGUGUUGGCGAUGACCUGUACUCCUACGGCUUUGACGGACUCCACCUUUGGUCAGGCCGGAUACCCAGAGCUGUGGCCUCCAUCCACCAGCACCUCCUGAAAUCAGAUGACGUGGUGAGCUGCUGCCUCGACCUCGGGGUACCCAGCAUCUCUUUCCGCAUCAAUGGGCAGCCUGUGCAAGGGAUGUUUGAGAACUUCAACACAGAUGGGCUCUUCUUCCCUGUGCUGAGCUUUUCAGCAGGUGUCAAGUAA